Sesamum indicum (sesame) is the source of this 1751-nucleotide messenger RNA. Its product is annotated as alkaline ceramidase TOD1. The record is from RefSeq and is a predicted model, not a curated record. NCBI's taxonomy places the organism in Eukaryota, Viridiplantae, Streptophyta, Magnoliopsida, Lamiales, Pedaliaceae.
UACGUACACUACAAAAAGAAAAGGGUACAACUCAAGCUUCUGAAAUUGCAAACGAUGACGGAGAGGCGUGCGAGUGCGAGAGCGAGUGGGUAUUUUGGCUACAGAAUUUGGGAUGGUUAAUCCAAAUGGCCAAGGUUGCAACUUUCUCCACGCCACUCCUCUUCCAAUCAAAUCUCCUCUUUUUCUCUCUAAUCUAUCUUUUCUCCUCUCUCUUCUUGGCCCUUUACUCCACUUUACCCGCCACCAAAUGCAUUUUCAGUUUCCGAUCAUCUCCACUCCACCCAGUUCAGGGCCCUCUCUACUCUUAUCCCCCGUCUUACGGAGAACACAAGCAUGCCCUUCCUACCACUCGUUCCUCAUGCAUUUCCCCUGUUUACUUCUCAGAUUAUGGGGCGGUUUUGGAGGAAAUCAAACAAUUAUGCGAGAAUUCCACGGCGUCUGGGGCGCAGUCCGCUCUGAGCUAUAUGCAGGGGAGUGCUGAGAGUUUUGGUGGAAACUUGAGUUUUCAGAAGAGAGAAUCUUAUUUCGAUCAUCGUGAGGAUGGAACGGAAAUUCCAUGUGGAUUCUUGAGACGCUUUCCGAUUAGUGAUUCUGAUCGAAUUUCCAUGGAAAAGUGUGAUGGCUUGGUGGUGGUCUCAGCUAUAUUCAACGAUCACGACAAAGUCCGGCAGCCAAGCGGACUAGGAUCCAAAACCCUUGACUAUGUAUGUUUCUUCAUGUUUGUAGAUGAUGCCACUCUCAAGACACUACACUUCCACAACAUGAUUUCAACACCAUCCGAGGAAGUACUCAAGAUUGGUGCAUGGAGGAUUGUCAACGUGUCGGCUGAGUACUUAUACAAGAACGCUGCAAUGAACGGGGUAAUACCUAAAUACUUAAUUCAUCGGCUAUUUCCAAACUCAAAGUACAGCAUAUGGGUAGAUGCAAAGUUGCAGUUGGUGGUGGAUCCACUUCUGCUGAUUCAUUCACUAGUGGUGAAGGAGAAGGUAGAUAUGGCUAUAUCGCGGCAUCCGUAUUUCGUUCAUACAAUGGAAGAGGCAGUGGCAACUGCGAGGUGGAAGAAAUGGUGGGAUGUCAAUGCACUAAGGAUUCAAAUGGAGACAUAUUGUGAGAAUGGCCUGCAACCAUGGAACUCAAACAAGCCUUAUCCCACAGAUGUGCCAGACAGUGCUCUAAUCUUGAGGAAGCACAGUUUAACAACCAAUCUCUUCUCAUGCCUCUUGUUCAAUGAAUUGGAAGCAUUCAACCCAAGAGAUCAACUGCCGUUUGCAUAUGUGAGGGACAAAAUGAGCCCAAAACUGAACCUCAACAUGUUUGAGGUUGAAGUCUUUGAACGGAUUGCCAUUGAAUACAGGCACAACCUUAAACAAGGUGGGUCCAGUUUGGGGCCGAAAGCCAAGAUGGCCAGCUCUUAUUUGCUUGCCAAUGGGACCGGCGGCGGAUGUGAGGGGUAUCUUUUAAAGAUGUGGGGUGAAUCCCAUGAUUGAUAAUAUAGUUUGUUUUUGUUUGUUUUUGGUGGUAUCACUGUCAGGUAUCCAUCCAUAUAUUUUACUUGUAUCGCAAAAUUAAAGGCAACUAACCAAACAGCUCGUCAGAGGAAAAGCUGACAAAAGCUGAACAGGUUGGCAGAGGUGUUUGAUUGCAAUCAAGCGCUUUUAGGCGGUGUUUGGUUGGAAGUGAUGCCUGUCAGAUGUAUUUAUAUGAUUCAAUUAAAUGAAAUUGUACUUGUAAUUUUUGUAACACACCUAAUU